This is a messenger RNA of Hibiscus syriacus, 1848 nucleotides long. RefSeq lists its product as uncharacterized. Lineage: Eukaryota; Viridiplantae; Streptophyta; Magnoliopsida; Malvales; Malvaceae. Gene Ontology annotation, molecular function: protein dimerization activity. Bases 1 to 1848 code for a protein of 615 amino acids. The transcript is spliced from 5 exons. The record is from RefSeq and is a predicted model, not a curated record.
AUGAAGCAACAUCUUGUGGGGGUUCCAGGUAAUAUAAGUUCUUGCAAAAACGUUCCUCAUGAUGUUCGUAACCAAAUGCUUAAGUUAUUGGAUGUAAUCAAAGGAAAAAGUAAGAGUGGUGAUGGUAACCUAAAUGAAGCAUAUGGUGGUCAAAAUAUUGAAGAGGAAGCACAAGAAGUUCAACCUAGCUCAAAUAUGGAUAAGAAGAGUAAGAUGCAAGCCACAUUGAAAAGAAAAGCUAAUGUUGAAAUUAAUAAUUAUUUUGCUCCAAGCACUACUCCAGGAUCACAACCAAGUUUGAAAAGUGUAUUAUCAAGCACGCAAGCAAUUCACAAAGCUAAGAUGGCAAUUCCUCAUUGGUUUUAUGAUGUCUGCAUUCUAUUUCAUGCAACACUAUCACCAUACUUUCAACUUGCUUUAGAUGCAAUCAAUGCUAUUGGUCCCGAUUUUAAAGGCCCAUUUUAUCAUGAAUUAAGGGUUAACUUGUUGGGAGACUGCAAGAGAGAGUGUUGCUUACUUGUAGAAGGUUAUCGAGCAAAUUGGGCUAAGAGUGGAUAUACAAUUAUGGCAGAUGGAUGGACUGAUCAACGACAAAGAACUUUGAUAAACUUUCUAGUUUAUUGCCCUACAGGUGUAGUUGGAGCUGAACAUGUUAUCCAUAUAGUGACUGAUAAUGCAGCUAAUUAUGUAGUUGCUGGUAAAUUGAUACAAGAGAAAUAUGAUACCAUUUUUUGGUCUCCUUGUGCCGCUCAUUGUUUGAAUCUCCUUUUAAAGGACUUUGCUAGUAUGCCUCAUGUUGCAGACCUUGCCUCAAAGGCUUCCAAGAUUAUAAUAUUUGUCUAUAAUCACAUGGUAUUCUUAUCUUGGAUGAGAAAAAGAGAAGGUUGGAAAGAAAUUGUACGUCCAGGAGUGACUCGUUUUGAUACUACUUUUAUUACAUUGAAAAAUAGUUUUGAUCACAAACAUGAUUUGCAAGCUUUAGUUGUAGACAAGCAUUUCACUAGCCAUAAAUUAUCAAAGACUACAACAGGAAAAAUUGUUAGUGAUAUUGUUUUGGAUCAAAAGUUUUGGAAUGAUUGUUUGUCGAUAGCGAAACUUGUGGCUCCUAUCAUUCGAUUACUAAGAAUUGUAGAUGGGGAUGAAAAGCCUUCUCUUGGUUAUGUUUAUGAAGGCAUGCAAAGGGCAAAAAAUGCUAUAAAGGAGAUGUUUAGAAAUAGAAGAGCUUUGUAUAAGCCUUACACAGAUAUUAUUAAGGCUCGAUGGGAUAAAUAUUUAAAACUCAAUCUUCAUGCAGCAGCUUACUUUUUAAAUCAUGCAUUCUUCUAUGAUGAGAAAUUUUGUAGCAAGAACAGAGUCAUGAGUGCAGCCAUUUCUUUACUUGAAAAAAGAGCUUUUUGUAAUGACUUAACUAAAGGCAUUAGUGAGAUGAAUAUGUACCGGGAACUACAAGGAAGCUUUGGUCGAGAAAGUGCUCUUACCGCGUUGUUUGGGGGUAGUGCUCCAAUUUUGCAAAAGUUGGCAAUCCGCCUUCUUAGCCAAACUUCUUCAUCUUCUGGAUGUGAGAGAAAUUGGAGUGUCUUUGAACGCAUCCAUACAAAGAGAAGAAAUAGACUAGAACAUCAAAGACUAAAUGAUCUAGUUUAUGUUACUUAUAACUUGCAUUUAAAGAAUAGGUUGCUCAAGAAGCCAUGUUAUGAUCCUAUUGAUUAUGAAUCUAUUGAUCAUGUUGAUUUUUGGGUAACUGAAGAAGAAACACCUCCUGAGCUUGAUAUUGAUGAGAUUGAUAAUUUUCUUUAUCAUGAAAAUGCAAUUCCAGUUAGUCAAUCAUCAAAAAACAAUGAAGGUUAA